Erigeron canadensis is the source of this 473-nucleotide messenger RNA. RefSeq names its product 60S ribosomal protein L39-1. The coding region runs from base 105 to 260 and encodes 51 amino acids. Gene Ontology annotation, cellular component: ribosome; cytosolic large ribosomal subunit. NCBI's taxonomy places the organism in Eukaryota, Viridiplantae, Streptophyta, Magnoliopsida, Asterales, Asteraceae. The transcript is spliced from 3 exons. The record is from RefSeq and is a predicted model, not a curated record. Gene Ontology annotation, biological process: translation. Gene Ontology annotation, molecular function: structural constituent of ribosome.
GUCCAUUUCACAUUACAUAAAAAACCCUAGCUACAUAUACCAACCUUCUCUUUUGCUCGUGAGACCAGAAAACAAAGGACAAAGCUGCCUGCCGAUCUCACGCCAUGCCAUCACACAAGACUUUCAUGAUCAAGAAGAAGCUGGGGAAGAAGAUGAGGCAAAACAGGCCCAUUCCUCACUGGAUUCGCUUGAGGACUGACAAUACCAUCCGGUACAACGCCAAGCGCAGGCACUGGCGCAGAACCAAGCUUGGAUUCUGAGAUGCUGUUGCAGUUUGUCAAAUCCAACCAAGAUUUGAAGCUUUAUGUUCUACUAUUGUAUUAGCUUAAGUUAGUGGAUUUUUGUGUUGUCUGACUCUGGCUUCCUCUUUUCCAAUUAGAUAUGCAUUUCAUGUGCUACUUAAAAGUUUGGAUGAUGUUUUCAUUAUGUUGUUGAUGUAGUGAUCAAAUAUAAUUUAGAGAAAUUGUCACAAA